Messenger RNA from Selaginella moellendorffii, 1292 nucleotides. RefSeq lists its product as uncharacterized. NCBI's taxonomy places the organism in Eukaryota, Viridiplantae, Streptophyta, Lycopodiopsida, Selaginellales, Selaginellaceae. Bases 556 to 1131 code for a protein of 191 amino acids. The transcript has 3 exons. The record is from RefSeq and is a predicted model, not a curated record.
GGUAGAGCGAUGAGCAACGGUAAGUCACUCCCGAUCGAUUGGCGCCCCCGUUGCCAAGAUAUCUCUCGUCAGAGCAAAGAGGGAAUUCCCCCUCGAAGCUGAGAGAUUGGAUGCCAAGCAGAAUAGGGUGAUCAUGCCUCUGCCCUCGUAGAAGCUUUGUGGUACCUCUAUCCUCGUUUUUUUUUUCCAGGGAACUACAUUGCGCCUGGAGAGAAUCGUCCGUGCGUCCUGAUUCUUUACGUGGAGUGCACUCUGUCUGCAUGGCCUCUUCCAGCGGGUGACUGGAAGAAAUCUCUGGAUGGCGCUUUUGGUUUUGCAGUGGAUGCGGCAGCGAAACGUUUCAACCUGCGGAAGGAAGAUCUGGAGGUCAAAAUCAGUGAUCCUAGCUACAAGAACUCGAGGCUGAAGCCUGAGGCAUGGGCCAGACAGAACUACACCAGGGUUGUUCCCAAGCCACACCAGGGACUGGAGGGCGAAAACACGAGACUCAAAGCUCUGAACUCCAAGUUGAUCCUGCAAGUCACCAAACAGAAAGAAGAGAUCGAGAACAAGCUUAUGAAGGUCAACAAAGAGCAAGCUGAGAAAAUCCAGGAGCUGCAGAAGGACUCCAGGGAGAGCCUUAAGGAGGAGAAUACCAAACUCAUGGAGAGAGUGGCAAAGCUCGCGGAGGAAACUUCGAAGCUGAAGGAGGAACUUACAGACCUGAGUCGUCAGCUUUCAGCCCAGGGCCGUCAACUCUCAGCAUUGGAGCAGAGGUUAUCUGCAUUGCGCAUGGUCGAGCGAGUGCUUCUGCAAAAGCUCUGUGAGGCCGCUCGGGAGAAAUGCGUGAGGCUUGCGAGAGAAGCAGAUGUGGAGAUCCCACUCGCAGCCGAUGGAAAAACAAAUUGGAAUGCGUUUUAUAACAUUCCAGAUCGUGGCAUUGUUAAACGAUGCAGUGCUCACCGUGGGGCUCGAAUAUGCCAGAUCGAUCCCGCGGCGUUUGCAUGCCGGUGCGCAUCAAGUGGUGGAGUCGGAGGAGGUGUUCCUGGACACAGUGCUGGAGCUGACGCUCAACGAGUUCCGGACCAAAAUGGAGAACAUUCUGGUGUUCGUCUAGCCAGCAGCUCACGCUUCUCUCCAAGCGGCCUUUAAGGCUGACUCUCCGACUGAGUAAAGAUUUUGCAACGAAUCUUUGUUCCUUCGAAUUUUCUCCCUUCAAUAGCUAUCCUUUCGAGUUCUAGAGUGUCUGCUGUCCUUAACAUCGGAAGAUACGAGUAAGCUGAAGUAAAUGUAAAAACUCUUUUGUCGCUAAA